Messenger RNA from Bombina bombina (fire-bellied toad), 1477 nucleotides. It is a transcript of the gene ACAT1, whose product is annotated as acetyl-CoA acetyltransferase 1. The record is from RefSeq and is a predicted model, not a curated record. Gene Ontology annotation, biological process: fatty acid beta-oxidation. Lineage: Eukaryota; Metazoa; Chordata; Amphibia; Anura; Bombinatoridae. The transcript is spliced from 12 exons. Gene Ontology annotation, molecular function: acetyl-CoA C-acetyltransferase activity. Bases 86 to 1357 code for a protein of 423 amino acids.
UAGAGGUGACCCGGGAACGCGCUUUGAUAAAUUUCGGUCAUUUGGUACGCACAGUGAGUUGUCGUUCCUCAGUCUGUCUGUAGCCAUGGCCUUUUGUGUUUGCCGCACCGCUGAGCUCCCGAGCCACCUGGCGCAGACUGCCCGUGCACUGAAGUAUGCACACAGAGGCUAUGCAUCCCAACGUACUCUAAAUGAAGUAGUAAUAGCAAGUGCUGUAAGGACACCGAUUGGAUCAUUUCAGGGAUCUCUGUCAUCACUGACUGCUACAAAGCUUGGUUCUAUUGCCAUUAAAGCCGCUGUUGAAAGAGCAGGUAUAGCAGCAGAAGCAGUUAAUGAGGUGUACAUGGGCAAUGUUCUACAGGCUGGGCAAGGACAAGCACCAUCACGACAGGCAACCCUUGGAGCAGGCCUACCUGUAGCUACUCCUACUACCACCGUCAACAAAGUAUGUGCCUCAGGAAUGAAAGCGAUCAUGCUGGCAUCACAGAAUCUCAUGUGUGGGCAUCAGCAAGUGAUGGUGGCUGGUGGAAUGGAGAGCAUGUCCAAUGUGCCUUAUUGCAUGAGCAGAGGAGCAACACCAUACGGAGGAGUGAGAUUGGAAGAUUUAAUUGUGAAAGAUGGCCUGACUGACGUUUAUAACAAGAUACACAUGGGUAAUUGUGCUGAAAAUACUGCUAAGAAAUUGAACAUUGCUCGGGAGGAACAAGAUAAUUUUGCUAUUGGCUCUUAUACAAGAAGCAAAGCAGCUUGGGAAUCUGGUCUUUUGGCAAAUGAGAUCGCUCCUGUUUCCAUUCCACAAAAAGGAAAACCUGAUGUCCUAGUUCAGGAAGAUGAAGAAUACAAAAGGGUUGACUUCAGUAAAUUCUCAAAGCUGAAGACAGUUUUUCAAAAAGACAAUGGGACAGUUACAGCCGCGAAUGCAAGCACCUUGAAUGACGGAGCAGCUGCUUUGGUUCUUAUGACAUCAGAUGCUGCGAAAAAGCUUAAUGUUAAGCCUCUUGCCAGAAUCAUUUCCUUUGCAGAUUCUGCUGUUGAUCCUAUUGAUUUUCCAAUUGCUCCUGCCUAUGCAAUUCCUAAGGUUCUGAGUGAUGCAGGUCUAAAGAAAGAAGACAUUGCGAUGUGGGAGAUAAAUGAAGCAUUUAGUGUAGUUGUAUUGGCCAAUAUAAAAAUGUUAGAGAUUGACCCUGCAAAAGUAAACGUGAAUGGAGGAGCAGUGUCCCUAGGGCAUCCCAUUGGAAUGUCAGGGGCUAGAAUUGUUGGUCACAUGGUUCAUGCACUAAAGAAAGGACAAUUUGGUGUCGCUGGAAUCUGCAACGGAGGAGGAGGUGCCUCUGCAAUCCUGAUUGAGAAGCUGUAAAAUAAACAUAUUGCUGUUGGAGAGCAGUGUAGCCACACUCCAUGCACUUUACUUUCAAAAUGCUUUGAUAUCUGUUACUAGUAUUUUUGUUCAUUCAAUAAACCAAUGGCAUUUUGUAUA